AUGGACAACGCGAAGCUCACCGAGCUUGACUUAGAUUCCUGCCUCACGCAAUUGCGUAUAUUGAAAUCUAGCUUUGAAGUCUUCUUUACAGCUACCAACACCCAGCAGGAUUCUGAAAUUAUGAAUAUUUUGAAUAAUAUUAUAAAUCGCUUGGAAGAAAUGCAAUCAAACAUCGCGACUAGAAAUCAGAAAGAUAUUGAGGAUUGCGUUCAAUCCGGAUUCUACAAUCUCACUGCUCUUCAACAUGACCUUGAUCGCCUUCACCUCUCUCGCAUUAAUGCCGACCAGUAA
This is a messenger RNA of Caenorhabditis bovis, 291 nucleotides long. The record is from the annotation of a GenBank genome assembly. NCBI's taxonomy places the organism in Eukaryota, Metazoa, Nematoda, Chromadorea, Rhabditida, Rhabditidae.